CGGAUGGGAAAAUUCAACACGAGUUUAAAAUAAAAUAAUAUUGUAAUUUUAUUAAUCUCGAGAUUUCUUUAUUUUGUAUUUUAUUGUGUUAUAUUUAUUCUGAUGGUAGAAUGGCUCCGACAUUAAUUUCCCGGGAAAAGUUUCCCGGCAAAAAAAUAACAAAUAGAUGGCAGUACAACCUAAAACAACUCAAAAGUGAGUCAUGAUUUGAGUUGUAAAGUUUUCUAAUUUAGUAACUUUUUAUUAGUGGCGUAUCAAUGGCGUGCUGUGAGAAAUACGAGGAUAGUUAUGUUAGUCCAGUCGUUAAAUAUUUGCUUUUUACGUUCAACUUCAUAUUUUGGCUUUGCGGAGUAGGAUUAAUUGCAGUCGGAACAUGGGCUUUUAUUGAAAAGAACAGCUUUACAUAUGAUAGUGUAAAGAGCAUCUAUGAUGUUUUAUUUGAUGUUUCCGUCAUCUUCAUUGUCGUUGGAUGUUUCAUUUUCAUUUUGGCAUUUGCUGGAUGUCUAGGAGCACUUAGAGAAAAUAUAUGUCUACUUUAUUUCUUUGCAAUUGCAAUAGCUGUCAUCUUUAUACUGGAAGUCAUUGGAGUAGUCUUAUGCUUCGUAUUUGCUCAACAAGCCAAGGCUGCCAUCACUGAUCUCCUGCAAGAUGAAGUCAUUGUUAGAUAUAGGGAUGACCCUGACUUACAAAACCUCAUUGACUGGGUCCAAAAAACUUUUGAGUGCUGUGGAGUAGGAGAGAAAGGCUACAAAGACUGGUCUCUGAACAUUUACUUCAAUUGUACAGAGGGCAAUCCAAGCCCUGAGAAAUGCGGAGUCCCUUAUUCCUGUUGUUCCAUAGAAAAUGAUAUCGAUGAUAACUAUAUCAACACAAUGUGUGGGUAUGGAAUGCAGGAUUUAUCACCUUCCACUGCAUCAAAGAAGAUCUACAUUAAUGGAUGUGUAGAUGGUGUUCUUCUAUUUGCUGAGAGAAAUCUCUACAUUGCCGGAGGUAUUGCUCUCGGCAUUGCCAUUCCACAGCUAUUGGGGAUCUUCCUAUCAAGAAUCCUGAUUGGCCAGAUCAAAGACCAGAGAGAUAGAUGGGUAUAGGUGAGGGCCUCCUUUGAUGACAUCCAGUGACAAAGAGGACUGUGGGUAACAGUUAAAUCUCAUACAUGAGCAGCUGACAACGAAGUAAAUACACCUGUACUAAAUUGUACAUAAUAUUUCAUUAUGGGGCUCAUGCUGUCAUGCAUAAUACAAUGACAAUUAAGAAAUUAGCAUGAAGUUACACAGGCUUGAAGUUGCUUAGAAAAUUUCAGUUUUAGGUACAUUUACAAAAAUACAAAAUGUAGAGGCACUGAUAAUUUAUUAAGCAUUUUUUCUCCCUUAUUCUUCCAUUAACACAUUGCUCAAAAUAGAGCAAUAAGCGAUAUGUACAAAGUGCCUUCCAACAAACAUUCUUGUGUUGAAAACCUAUGUAUAUAAAUAUCUCUAAUUUUGAACUCACUGGUCCUAAUGUUGUUCACUGUAGACUGGUUGAUGUAUGCGCAUUAUAGCUACCAAAAGUUAAAUCCAAUAAAAAGAUUCACUGCUUAACUGCUGAAGAUAUAUUUCCCGAUAAAGGUAUUUAUAAAUGCACAGAUCAUCUCAAUGCAAAAUGUUUUAAUGCAAUGGUCUUCAGAACUGUCAUUAGAUGGCGAAGAAUUUGAUGGGUUUAAAUGUGUAACAUAAAAAUAUUCCUUCGAUAUCUCCAUCAUCGAAUUUAUGGGAAAUAUCUAAAACUUCUUGAAAUUAAAUCUUAGAACAUUUAAUUAAAUAAAGAAUUAUUGCAUCUUACUUGCUAUACUAUAUGAAAAAAUACACGUAUUAUAAAAAACUAUGACAAGGACCAUUGAAGAAGCAGUUAUACAUCACAUUUUUUAUAUUGUUGGGUUAAUACAGAUUGGAUAAGAAUUCUCAGAUUUUUUGAUCAUUUGAUUUUUGAUUUCAAAAGAUUUUACCAAAAUGAUAUUUUUCUAUUUGUUUAUUACAACACCGUUGUAUGUUUACUUUGUACUUCUCUCAUGCUUUAUAAUCAACUUUGGACUUAUACAAGUCUGAUAUUAUAUGAUAUUAUUGAUAUUUAUAGGAUAUCCUAUGAUUUUGAGGAAUAU
Molecule: messenger RNA, 2134 nt
Organism: Owenia fusiformis
Lineage: Eukaryota; Metazoa; Annelida; Polychaeta; Sabellida; Oweniidae
Source: the annotation of a GenBank genome assembly